This is a messenger RNA of Cladocopium goreaui, 3124 nucleotides long. The record is from the annotation of a GenBank genome assembly. Lineage: Eukaryota; Dinophyceae; Suessiales; Symbiodiniaceae.
CUCCAUAAAGCUCCCGUGUUCAAUCCAUGGCGGGACCCUCACCAAGAGCUCUGGAGGCACUCUGGGUCCAACUCCCGACGAUAAUGUGCUAAAUGCUUCUGCGCCGACGGUAGAAACAUGAUGAAACAUGUGCCGUGUGGUCGCAUUUCGCAAUCGCUGAAAAACAUGCCAGAGCGCAGGAUCCUUUGCGCCUGUUUGGCAAAGGCAUUUGGGGUAUGGAUGAUAUGGUGACCCACAGUAUUUCGCCGUUUCCUGAAAAUGGAUCAGCGCUGGGGAGUAGUGUCUUCGGUGGAGAGCCGGGUCGCUUCGUGGGACGUUUCCCACUUGUGCUCUUUGAACAGCACGAGCCAAAGCCAUGGCACCAGCGCAUUCCGCGCCUCUGCCUCAGAGAAGUUGCACAGGGCAUCGAAGGUGAACGGGCAGAAUAUGCCGACGCUUCUGGAGCAACUUGGCGCCAGUGCGACGAAUUGGGUGUGACAGGAACUUGUUCUUUGAGGAUGAUGGAAGCCAUGGGAAUCUUGGGCACAGCCCUGCACUUGGUGGGUCAUCAGUUCGACAGGACAGCCACCGCUUGCACCCCUUCUGCGCAGCAAUCUCAGUCUGCGCAUCACGUGGUGUUCGACAUGUUUUCCCGCGGUCAAGCUGCGGUCCCGGAGUUUCGGACCCAUCAUGCUGCGGUCCUUGAGGUCAGUGCCUACUACGCAGGUGAGGCGCCGGAGGUCGUGGAAGCGCGGAAGACCUGGUUCGUCCCCGGUGCCCGAAGUGCCAUCCCAGGUCACGAGGAUUGUUAUUUCUUCAAGACCAUCAAGAUUCCAUAUGACAAGAGACAGCAACUGUUGGUCGUGGACAUCUUUGAAUGUGAGCCAACACCAAAGAUGGAUAUCCCGGAUGAUCUCAUCGGAAGGGCCACCAUGCCACUGGCAGAUCCACGACUGGAACAGCCAGCGGAGUGGCCAUUGGCACGUGGCCCCUGGGAGUUCGUGGGCACGGUCACUGUGAGCGUGGAAUUUCCAGCUCCAGAGGACAAAGUCUGGCCCCUGCCAGACAUCAGGGACUUUCCUGAACCGGUCUCCCCGCGCGACUUCACCCGAUCCAAAGACAAAGGCAAAGGUCUCCUCUGCAGGGUUUGGACGGCUUUGGCGUUGAUACCAUUCAGCAAGCAGUUCCCCCACUCCCGUUUGGGUCCCGGUGCUGAACGGCCCUGGCGGUGGCCCCUUGGUCGAACUGAGAAGUCUAUAGCUGCAUCGCUGGUGCGUGACCACCAUGACUUCAAAGCUGCAUGGCGUUGCUCAAACCGAGGUUUCGGGUUGAACCCGAAGGUCGACAACAUUUGGACCUUUGACUCUGGCUGUGGAGGUUACAGGAAUAAGGUGGCAGAAGAUUGCCUCGGGUAUCCAGUAGGCAUUCAUUCAAUGGGUUCCCUCUUUCAGAUUGAAGUUUCUGGUGAUGGUGACAUGUUGACAUCCUCCCCACCGAAAGGCACUGACGGACGUGCAAUUCUCGACGAAAUGCGGGGUAUCGAGCAUCAGCAGUUGCUGUCUGCACCGCCAACUUUUCACAGCUCGGACGAGCUCAUCGGGAGAUCCACGACUGGAACAGCCAGCGGAGCCAUUGGCACGUGGCCCCUGGGAGUUCGUGGGCACGUCAACCUUACAGACGGCUCCAGCUGUGCCAAUGCUCCAAGAGUCACCGUGAGAGAGGAAUUUCCAGCUCCAGAGGCACGCAAAGUGCGGCUGCACUUUGCUGACAUUUUUCAAAGUACAGUUGCGAAAUUGAAAGUCCUUGAUGUCCGGCGGCCAAACUUUGUCCUAGGACAGGCACUUUCCCCGCGUGCUGGGUGGUGGUCCCAACCCCUGGAGACCUUUGUCAUCCCGAGUCGAAUGGCAUUCCGAGGCAGGGAUGAAGUCUUGGAGUCAGUGGAUGCUUCAGCCGAUUUCCAGCAUAGUGAGGCGCCGGAGGUCGUGGAAGCGCGGAAGACCUGGUUCGUCCCCGGUGCCCGAAGUGCCAUCCCGGGUCACGAGGAUUGUUAUUUCUUCAAGACCAUCGAGAUUCCCUAUGACAAGAGACAGCAACUGUUGGUCGUGGACAUCUUUGAAUGUGAGCCAACACCAAAGAUGGAUAUCCCGGAUGAUCUCAUCGGAAGGGCCACCAUGCCACUGGCAGAUCCACGAUUGGAACAGCCAGCGGAGUGGCCAUUGGCACGUGGCCCCUGGGAGUUCGUGGGCACGGUCACUGUGAGCGUGGAAUUUCCAGCUCCAGAGGACAAAGUCUGGCCCCUGCCAGACAUCAAAGACUUUCCGGCGCCGGUCUCCCCGCGCGACUUCGCCAGAUCCAAAGACAAAGGUGGAAUUGAUAUGUCGCCGUUUGACCAACCUCGAACGGUUUCGACUUUGAAAUCGAGUGGAGGAGGUGGCAUUGAUAUGUCACCGUUUGACCAACCACGGUCACGAUCAAAUUCGAAGUCAAGUGGCGGCAGUUCCCCCACUCCGGUUUGGGUCCCGGUGCUGAACGGCCCUGGCGGCGGUUUCGGGUUGAACCCGAAGGUCGACAACAUGUGGACCUUUGACUCUGGCUGUGGAGGUCCUGUGAAAUGUGGGACAAUGAGCCCCCUGCCCAGUUUCUCGCCCGAGUGGUUCACGGCGAAAUUGCCGCCGGGAACCCCUGCGCCCCGCCCGCUGCCGCCAUCGGCCUUCCAGCCUCCUCCAGUGCCACCCGGGCUGAUGGCCCAGAUUCCGGUGCUGGCGACGGUGCCCCCUGCGGUUGCCGCAAUGGUCGUCGAGGCCCUGCGGGCACCGCCUCUGACCACGGCCACGAUGCCGGCACCACCUGCGUCGGUGCUGCAAGCAGGGCCCUUGCCCUACUUGCCCUCAAUUGCUCCUCCGUACUGUGGAGGCUAUCCCUGGAGAUUCAUGGUCAGAGGUGAAGUGCCAGGUGGUCCGAAUCUGUCGGGAUUUGUUGCCCCAACAGUCUUCCAUGCUCCAGUGGCACGCGGCAGAAACAUGUGCUGUGUGGUCCACUGAACAAGGCACUCCUGUGCAACUCCCGACGAAAUGUGCGAAAUGCUCCGCCCACGGUAGAAACAUGUACCGUGUGGCUCCACUGCCACAGACUGCGCGCCGGAAAA